AUGCCGAACGGUCUGAAGAAACAUCUUGUCAGCAGUUCAGAGGAGUGUUCGUCACCUGUGCAGGUCAAAGAAGGCUAUGCGUAUGGCCUCAACAACUCUCCCCACGAGCUCGCAGUUCUGAUGAAACCCACACAGAGCCCACAUCAUUCAGACCAUGGAGGCAAUAUACUGCAGCGCCUUCCAUGGAAGAGACUGUUUCAUGUCUUCGUGAACUGCCUGAAACCUUAA
Molecule: messenger RNA, 228 nt
Organism: Knipowitschia caucasica
Lineage: Eukaryota; Metazoa; Chordata; Actinopteri; Gobiiformes; Gobiidae
Source: the annotation of a GenBank genome assembly